AAAUUAAGUGGAGAAAGAAUAACUCAAAGCAAGAAAAAGAAUAUAAACUUACAUUACCAUACAAAAAGCUUGUCCAUAUCCCUUAUCUGUAACAAGCAAGACCAUUCUUUCAAGCUAUGGACAACUCCAGAAAUGGCUAUUCACAUGCUCCAAAUCAAUCUAAUAGAUAUGACUUAGAUACAAGAUCAUCGGGUUGGCGAAGAAGGCCUGCUUUCUCUGUACAAAACCCUUGGUCCAGGACUGGUUCGAUAGUUAAUAGGCGAUUUCUCGAUGAUCCUCCUUCUGCUUACCCAUCAACUGUAGAUUCAGUACCACCACCACCUACUACUACACAUCAGGUUCCAAUCCGAACCAGCAACAACGUGCGGAGGCAGCACCUAGAGGCACUAAGACAAGCCGUUCACAACCGACAUGAUAGUAGACCCGAGAGCAGCUCAAGAUCAGCAGCAGCAUCACAAGCCAAAGAAGAAGACAACGUUCUGAAAUAUCUAACAAAAGAGACAUACAACCCUGUCCCAAAAAGUCAGCUUCUCAGAAACCUCAGCUUAUACUACAAAAACAAGAACUCAGGCCUCGAAAGCUCGAGAAACCCUCAAGGUUACUCCGGAGGAGACGAGAAGAGAUGCUCAGUGUGUUUAGAAGACUUCGAGCCCAAGGAAACUGUGAUGCUCACUCCAUGCAAACAUAUGUUCCAUGAGGAAUGUAUAGUCCCAUGGUUGAAGAGCAAAGGUCAGUGUCCUGUCUGCAGAUUCAUCAUUCUCACGCCAACAAGACGAGAUCAUUCUCCAGGUAGUAGCCCUGAUAUCGCCGGAGACAUGACAGUGAACGAUCUCUUCACAUUACAGCUAAUCUCUAUGGUACAAGCAAUGGAGGAAACUUUCCUUUUUGGUUAUCAUCAUCGCCAUUGAAUCAUAACUUUGACAUCUCUAUCUUUGUUGUACCUUUAACUAACUCAAAUAAAUAAUACUCCAUCUAAAAAACAGCAAA
Molecule: messenger RNA, 987 nt
Organism: Brassica napus (rape)
Lineage: Eukaryota; Viridiplantae; Streptophyta; Magnoliopsida; Brassicales; Brassicaceae
Product: E3 ubiquitin-protein ligase At3g02290
Exons: 3
Coding region: 117-908 (263 amino acids)
Biological process (GO): ubiquitin-dependent protein catabolic process
Molecular function (GO): ubiquitin protein ligase activity
Source: RefSeq, a predicted model, not a curated record